AUGCUUCAUCAGGACCAACCUCUGAACUCGGCCUACGGGGGGAAAGGAGGCGCCGACAACUGCUCCUCUUCCCUGCGAAACAGGAAAGGCGACAAAGAUGGCAACUUUAACUUCCUGCCGAGCAAAGAUGAAGAGGUCAUCACCCGAAACAAAGGAGGAGGCGACGAGAACCGUAACCAGGUGCGUCCUCGCAACUUAGGCCCGCUCGGUCGUGACCCUCCGAACUCCACUCAGUCCUCUGGGUAUCACUCGAGUGUUACAUCCCCGCGCUCCCGCCUGCCGUGCUGGAACCCAUUGGAGCCCCUGCCAGAAAUCGAAUGUGGCGACGAUGGUUAUGGAAGAGUCCCACCUGAUGGAGCAGAGGAGGGCAGGGUGGAGGAGGAGGUGAUGAGGGUGAUGAUAAGUCAGGAUGGGGAGAAGCAGAGAGAGAGGAGGGAUCAGCUGAAGAAGAAAAGCAAAGAAGAGGCGAUGAAGCUGGAUGGUGACGAAUGGGGAGACAGCGACUCCGAAUCUGAGAACAGCCUCCAGUCCGGCGGCAGCAUGUCUUCUCUCAACAUGGACAGCGCAGGGGAAGGAAUGCUCAUGGGAGGCUGGGACCGCAUUGGAGUUGGAGAACCAAAAUCACCCCACCGUGAAAUUGGCCAAACCAAGUUCAGCAACAGAGAACCAUCAGGAAGACCCAGAAGCGUCCAGCGCAAAUCUCAGAGCAGGAGCAACCUAGGAAACCUUCUCGAGGAAGGAAUGGAAAAUCAAGAAGAAGACGACGACCGCUCUUCAGACUCCGACGGCGAGCUACCAGAGCUGAUGGACGCAGUGUGGACGCUGCGAGAUCGCGAGCACUUUAAAGCCCAGGAGAUGGAGAAGCACCAGGUUCAGCUGACCAUGUACCGCCGCUUGGCUCUGAUCCGCUGGGUCCGCACCCUGCAGAACCGAAUCCAGGAGCAGCAGAACCGCCUGCAGUCCAGCUUCGACGUCAUCCUCACGCACAGGAAGGAACUCUUACGCAUGGGGGCCGCCGCUGCUGUAGCUAACGCCGCGCCACCUGCUGCUGUCAGCCAAUCGUAA
This is a messenger RNA of Xyrichtys novacula (pearly razorfish), 1065 nucleotides long. NCBI's taxonomy places the organism in Eukaryota, Metazoa, Chordata, Actinopteri, Labriformes, Labridae. The record is from the annotation of a GenBank genome assembly.